GGCUAGGCGUGUGGCCGUGUGCGUGCGCUGCGCACGAGGAGACGCGGAGAGAGAGAGAGAGAGAGAGAGCACGCGGCUGAGUCGAACCCGUUCGGUCGGGUCGGGUCGGGUCGCGUCGCGUGGGCUGCAUGCGUCGGUCGCUCGCGCCGCGGCGGCGCGCGGCGGAGGCGGCGAUGGCGGCGGCGCGCAACCCACGAAACCCUAGGCGCCGCGGGGCCAUCCUCGCCGCGGUCGCCCCCUUCCUCGCCUUCGCCGACUACCUCAGGCUCCGCCUCGUCGACCGCGCGUGGCGCCUCUACUGCCGCCGCGUCGGCCACGCCCCGCCGCCCUUCCCCUGGCUGAUGCUCCCCGAGCGGGAGUCGCCGCCGGGGGCGGGGGCGGUGGCGCGCCGCGUGUUCUACGACGUGCCCGGCGGGCGGUCGUACGGGUACCGGGUGCCCUCGAGGGACAUGCACCGGUGCGUCGCCACGGGGCACGGGUGGGUCGUCAUGGUCGCCGUGGACGCGCCGCGCCGCGUGAUGCUGCUCAACCCCAUCACCGGCGACCAGAGGAUCGUGGCGUGGCCGUUCGCCAGGUGGAACGCGCGGUUCCACGCCGUCCUCACGUCGUCUCCCGCCGCCGGCGAGGCGGGGUGCUUCCUCGUGGUGGUCGCGGACAGGCUCCUCGCCUUCUGCCGCCCCGGCGCCGACUUCCAGGGGUGGGAGACGCUGCGCGCGCCGGGGUUCCGCCACCACGCGGCCCUCAGCGACGUCGUCGCCGUCGGCGCCACGGUGUACCUCGUCGACGAGCGGAGGCGGCUGUGGCGCGCCGAUCUCGCGGACGAGAACCCCAAGGUGCAGCGCAGGGACACGGGGUUCGCGCUCCCGUCGCUCGAGCUGAGGCGGCACUACCUCGUGGAGUCGCUCGGCCACGUCCUCCUCGUGCUCUCGGACGAGCGCCACAACCGCGUCGCGCUCUACAAGCUCAACUGGGACGCGAGGGCGUGGCUGCCGAUCGCCGCCUGCCCCGGCGAGCGCGUGCUGCUGCUCGGCCGCGGGUGCUCGGCGGCCGUCCCGCCUUCCUCCGCGGCCGGCCGCGCCCCGGGGACCGUCCUGUUCGCGCACCAGCCGUCGACGCUGCCCGACGUGGACGUCGCCGCCCGUGGCCAGGCGUGGUUCUGGUCGGAGUCGAGGGUGGGCGCGGCGCCGGGUGAUCUGCUGGUGCUGAAGAAGACGGUGCCGCACCGCCAUGGCGAGUUCCCCGCCGACGGCGACUCGUUCUGGUUCUUCCCAGCAGUUGAUCCGGAUGAGGACGCAAGGUGAAAAGCUUCGAUUUUUUCUCUUCAUGUAUUGUCAAGCAGCUCAAGCAAAUCAGGGUAAAGAUAGUGAUAGCAUCAUGACUCAGAUGUGCAUGGUUUAGCUCUUUAGCCUCUUACAGAGUUUACAGUUCAGUGUCAUAUAUGAGUCCUGCUUCUGCAAUUGUGAUCUCAAGUGCUAAUCAAUUGUGUAGAGCUUUUGAUACUGUUGUAGCAUGUUAAUCUGCUUCUGCAAUGCAUAUUCUCUCGCUUUUUUUGUUAA
Molecule: messenger RNA, 1556 nt
Organism: Oryza sativa Japonica Group (Japanese rice)
Lineage: Eukaryota; Viridiplantae; Streptophyta; Magnoliopsida; Poales; Poaceae
Source: RefSeq, a predicted model, not a curated record